AUGAUAACACCAGCGUUUGAAUUGAGUCAGGACGCUGACUUUCUGACCUUGGUAAUCCGUGUCCCCUACACUAGAACAUCAGAGUUUGACCUCUACAUCGAUGGAGAAGACUUUAAGUUUUAUGCCAAGCCAUACUUCCUUCGGUUGACCCUCCCUGGGAGAAUAGUGGAAGAUGGGAGAGAAAGGGCAUCAUUUGACAUUGAUAAAGGUCUGUUUAUGCUGAGUGUCCCAAAGGAAAUGCCAGGGCAACACUUUGAGGGCCUUCAGAUGUUGACAAGUCUACUGGCCCCUAAAGGGUCCAGGUCUGCCAAACCACUGGUUGAGGACAUGGAGCCCUGCAGCGGAAGCGCGGGAGGUGAGGAAGACGUGGAGGAAGAGGAAGAGGAUUUUGAUUGGCAGGUGGAACAGGAGGCGUACAGAGAAACCCCUGAGGAAGAGCUGAAGGGAAUGCAGAAGUAUGGCUUCGGAAAUCUGAGGUCUGGAGUCUUCACCAGAUUACAGGAGGAGCUUAGCGAUGUGAUUGAUGUGAAAAACCCUGACGCCACUCCACCAGCAGUGAGGAGACGCUCUCGCCUGGAUGCCGAAACUGCCAUUUUUGAUGCAGACCAUUACUUGGCUGAUUUGUAUGAAGAUGAAGAUGUGAUGAAGAACUUGCUGAAGUUCAGGCCAUGGUGGACUAGCCUGGGCUCAGAAUCUACUCAGCGCUCUGAAGAAGCAUCUGUGACAUUUUCCGAAGAAGAGAAGGAACAGAUGAGAAAGUUCACCAACCGCUCCUACCCACUGGACAGAAAAGCCCGUAUCCACGUGUGGCUAAGCCUGUUAGACAUCGUUCUGGCCUAUGUCUAUGAAAUCCGCACCACUGAGGGAGACCACAAUGUGGAAUCGCCGUGGACUAUCCGAAAACUCAGCGGGACUCUCUCCUGGCUAGAGACAUACUCCUCUGUGCAAGAUGUACUGGUGUCUUUUGGGAGGAGGGUUUUGUGCUACCCUCUCUACCGCCAUUUCUCACUGGUAACCACAGCAAUGCGGGACACGGUGAAGAUUUUCCAGUCUGGCAAAGCCUGUAUUCUGAAAUGCCUGCUAGAUAUCCACAAAAUCUUUAGAGAAAAUGACCCUGCCUACAUCCUCAACGACCUCUACAUCAGCGACUACUGCAUCUGGAUCCAGAAAGCCAAGUCAAGGCAUGCGACGGCACUGGCGCAGUCCGUCAUCAAAGCCCAGCUCCAGAAGUCCGACCUGGACCUAGACCUGGAGCUGCUGGAACGGGCGGCAGCUCUCGCGGUCAAGGAAGAAGAAGAAGAGGAGGAGGAGGAGAGCGAAGGGACGAAGAGUCCUAGUAAAGAGAGAGGAUCUCGGUCAUCCAGCGACGAAUCGGAGACAGAAUCCAGCAGCAGCAGUAGCAGCAGCAGCAGCAGCAGCAGCAGCAGCAGCAGUGACACUGAAGAGGAGGAGAGCGAGGAAGAGGAGGAGAGCGCUGCCGACGGAGCGCAGAGCACAACGGAAUCGACAACAGGAGGAGGAGGAGGAGGAGGGGAGAGGAGAGGGACCAACCCAUUUCUCCCUAAGCCUGCCUGCCCUGUUCCAGAGGCUGCCUCCGUUCUCACCCUCCCCCACAGGCAGGAGCGCUCGUGUAGGGAAAGCAGCCAACGAAACCCUGUCCUCAUCCAAGAGCUGGGAGAGAGGCUGGAGGAGGGGCUGAGGAUCACGGAGGGCGCGCCUCGGGGAGAGAAUUCCAGCUCUGCCGAGGAGGGAGGAGGACGAGAGAAAAAGGGAGAGGAGCUCCCCACGACAGGCAGGGCAGCUCCGGACAGCGGCAAGAUGCUCCUGGAGGUUCACCCUUACCGACACCCCCUGCUUUUCGUGAACCCCGCUGGACUGGACAGCGAUGACGAGCAGGUGGAUGAUCUCUGAGUGGAGGACCCGGGACAGUCCACUAAAAGACAAUCAUUCCUAGUUUUUCACCAGUCUCUGUAUUCUAAGCCUGAAGGUUAUAAUCUGUAUAUUGGUUCAAACACUUUUUAUGUGGUGUUAACAUUUUUUUUUUUUUUUGCAUUCGAGUUGUCAGAAAGAUCAAAAUGCCAAUUGUUAAUAUGCUAAUUUUUUGUUGUUGUUGUUGGUUUUUUUUUGGUAGCGUGUGCUUUCAUAUCACUCACACCGAAGCUGUUUAAAAAACUUGUGAACUUAACAAGAAGGCAAAUCAACUCCAUCAAAGAUUGACAUGAGAAAACUCUGAAACAACUUGUGUUUGUUUUAUGUGUGUCUCUGCUGAGAAACUUUUAGCUGUUUCAUCUGAAAC
Messenger RNA from Chanos chanos (milkfish), 2296 nucleotides. RefSeq names its product SHQ1, H/ACA ribonucleoprotein assembly factor (gene shq1). Lineage: Eukaryota; Metazoa; Chordata; Actinopteri; Gonorynchiformes; Chanidae. The record is from RefSeq and is a predicted model, not a curated record. Gene Ontology annotation, biological process: box H/ACA snoRNP assembly. The transcript is spliced from 11 exons. Gene Ontology annotation, cellular component: cytoplasm; nucleoplasm. Bases 1 to 1911 code for a protein of 636 amino acids.